Messenger RNA from Schizosaccharomyces japonicus yFS275, 1248 nucleotides. RefSeq names its product methionine aminopeptidase Fma2. Gene Ontology annotation, biological process: proteolysis. The annotation marks the transcript as partial. Lineage: Eukaryota; Fungi; Ascomycota; Schizosaccharomycetes; Schizosaccharomycetales; Schizosaccharomycetaceae. The transcript has a single exon. The record is from RefSeq and is a predicted model, not a curated record. Gene Ontology annotation, molecular function: metalloaminopeptidase activity; initiator methionyl aminopeptidase activity.
ACGGUAGCUCAGAAGGAGGCUGAAGCAGUCGCCAAGGAUGUUGAGGAGAAACUGAAUUUGAAUGCUGAGGAGGGAGAGCAAGCUGAGGCUGCUCCUGCAGCUUCUACCGCUGCUAAGAAAAAGAAGCAUAAGAAGAAGAAGAAGAAGGUUCCUCAGGUACAAACGGAACCUCCCAGAGUUGGAAUGUCGAAAAUUUUUGUUAACAAGAAAUACCCUGUUGGUGAGGAGCAUGAGUACAAUGAAGACAAUCUUUGGCGUACGACCGAUGAGGAAAAGCGUGCAGCUGAGCGUGCGAACUUUGACUUUUACAACGACCUUCGUCGUGCUGCCGAGGUUCAUCGCCAAGCUCGUCAAUAUGCUCAGAAAACAAUCAAGCCGGGCAUGUCUAUGACCGACAUUGCUAACUUGAUUGAGGAUUCGACUCGUGCUCUGUCUGAGGAGGAUGGUCUUAAGUCGGGUGUUGGUUUCCCUACGGGUUUGAGUUUGAACCAUUGUGCCGCUCAUUACACUCCCAAUGCUGGUGAUAAGCUUGUGUUGAAAGAAAAGGAUGUUAUGAAGGUUGAUAUCGGUGUCCACGUGAACGGUCGCAUUAUCGACUCUGCUUUCACUAUGACUUUUGAUCCUGUCUACGACGACUUGUUGGCUGCUGUGAAGGCAGCCACCGAAACCGGUGUUCGUGAAGCCGGUAUCGAUGCCCGUUUAAACGAAAUUGGUGAAGCUAUCCAAGAAACGAUGGAGAGUUAUGAGGUGGAAAUCAAUGGCAAGACGUUCCCUGUCAAGUCUAUUCGUAACUUGAGUGGUCACAACAUUGAUCCCUAUGUCAUUCACGGUGGAAAGAGUGUCCCUAUCGUGAAGGGCGGUGAAGAAGUGAAAAUGGAGGAAGGCGAGAUUUUCGCCAUUGAAACAUUCGGUAGUACCGGUCGCGGUAUUGUUCAUGAGGAUGGUGAGUGUUCCCAUUAUGCCAAGAACGCCAAUAUUCCACACAUUCCCCUUCGUCUGCCUCGUGCCAAGGCCUUGUUGAAUACUAUCAAUGAGAACUUUGGUACUCUGCCCUUCUGUCGUCGUUAUCUCGACCGUUUGGGCGAGACGAAGUACUUGCUUGCACUUAACAAUCUUGUUCAAGCUGGCAUUGUUCAAGAUUACCCUCCUUUGGUUGAUAUCAAGGGCUCCUACACGGCUCAAUUCGAGCAUACGCUUGUGCUCCGUCCCACCAAAAAGGAGGUUCUCUCUCGUGGUGAUGAUUAUUAG